CAUAUAUCUACAGAAACUUCCGCCCAAAGCUCAGUACAGCGGAGGCUUCUUGUCGAAAAAAGAAGCAAACGUAAAAAAAUGAAAAAGAUUAGUGUUUUUGUCGCAGUGUUUGUUUUUCUUGUUGUUUUCCUGGAGUUUACGGAUGCUUGGAAGGGUAAUUUUCAAAAAGUAAGAAAAAGCAGGAGAUACUGGGUGUCAUACUGUACUUGCUGGUACAGAUGGUGGGGAUGCUCGUUUUGGAGGGGAUACUGGCGGACUACUUACUAUACUCAAUACAUGUGCCAACCAGGAUGGAGUCACAACGGAGACCAAAACUGUAUCAUACCUAUCUGUCGCCCGUCAUGCCAGAAUGGUGGAAGUUGUACACUGCCCAACCAAUGUACAUGUCCAUCUUGGUCUCAGGGAGAGGGUUGCGCUUCAUUGACGUGUUCUUAGAGACGGCCUUGUUAUCCUGGAAACUGCACAGGGGGUACCGAUUGUACAUGUGAACCUGGCUUCAGGAGUCAGAAUGUCGACGAUGGUUGUAUAAUAUUUGAUUCUACACGUGAAGAACUACGCCCAAAUGUCGGCAGGAGUAACGUGACAUUGUCUCAUAUCAGAAGAACUGAUGAUAAAGUUGAUUUUAUGUUCAUAUUAGAGGGUCUGGAGGAAGAAAAGCCCGGUCAACUGGAAAUUAUUUGGAGCAAUCAAAAGAGAUUUAACAAUCUACGUUUUGAAUAUGAAACAUUCUUCGAUCCUCCUGAAGGCCUCCCCAAAAGGCCAAAAUAUGUUCAUGAGUCGGAAAUUGGAAUUGUAGAGAGUAUAAUUGAGGCAAAUGUCAGCAAAGUUGCCAGAAACAAAGGUCCGAUUAGAGACGAAGGAUCAUUUAAAGCCUACAAAUGUGAGGGUGGUUUCUCAAAGGACAAUCCAGAAACUGAGCUGGCAACCUGUAUAAUAGACGAUGAUCAGUUCAAGACACUGAUUGAACAUGGAGAUUGGUUGAACGUUAAAUUCAAGUCAUCAUCUGGAGGAUUUCAGCAAUUAGUCAAUAUUGACGAUCAGAGUAAGAAUUAUGCUCGCAAACAUUAUGUGGGAUUACAAGAUAUAAGAGAGGUACAGUUCAACUUCGACUUCAUUGCACCUAAACACUGCACGGAAAUACAACCAUGCACUUCCUCAGAUCCAUCUAUACUUCGAAUAAAGAACGAAUUCACAAAAGAUCCAAUAGAAAUGUAUUGGUCUGGAUGGACGGAUGAGCUUUCAGGCAUUUGGGAAUAUUACGUAGAAGUUUUCAAACUGGCUCCAAAUAUUUACAACAAUUUGGUUGAAGCAGAACCAUUAAAACCUGUUUAUAGUGUCACCAUACCACACAACCGUGGUAACAUUAGUUAUCCAACAUUUAGACCAAAGGAGCCCGGCAUGUACUCCGUGUUAGUGGAAACUAGAGAUGUUGCAAACAACUCAAGAAUAGCUAGAAGGCUCGUUUUGUUCGAUGACAAGUCUGACAUAACCCUCAACACAAGGCCAGAUGGAAAGCUGUAUGUAAGUUCGGCUGUUGCAGAAACCGGAUACAGGUGGCAAACAUCUGAUUUAAAUGGUGACACUGAUGAUAUAGAAAUCGAUGUUGAUUGGUCAAAUCACUUCAUCAAUACAAUAAUAGAAGACAAUAAGUUAUUAUAUCCAGUUGACCCUUAUCCGACUCAAUUUAAAGAAAUCCAAGACGAUGGCGUACUUUAUAGUCAAAAAUAUGUGAAUGAUUCCCUGGACGACCAUGAAGGAAAGAGACAACGAGAUGCCAUUAAAAACUUUCAUGGAGUUGUUAAAUUUGAGUGGGCAAAAGAAUUGACCUUAGAUGAAAAGGAACCACAGAUUGGUUGGUCACUAGUGGAGCCAUUUAAAGAACACACAACACUGCAUUUAAAGCUUGCUGAUGGAAGCCGAGUUCGUGUUUGGGUCCGGGCAACAGACAUUAUGGGCAAUGUGAAAUCUGAUAGUACAGUUGUUACUUUCGAUAAAACGCCACCACUCAUAUCCACUCAAAGCGGAGAUGAUCAUAAAUUUGAACCAAACAUAGAAAAAUCAAAGUAUAAUUACACAUCGAGGGCUGAUUUCACUGCAGCAGACGCUGAAAGUGGAGUUCAUAAAAUUGGAUUUUCUAUCAUAGUCAAAACUGGUAAUCAACAGCCUAGAAAAACAUAUGAAGGUUUUAUACCAGCGGCCAUGUCUGAUAACAUGAAUGAUCCUCUGUGUGAUAUCGUAGAAAACAUGUGUUUCAUACCAAAGCAGACCUUGUACUUGGACAACUGUUGGUUUUUGGUCAGUAAGAGUGAUCUAGAUAGUAGUACAGCUUCUGUUGAAGUUACCGCAUAUAACCAAGCGCUGCUCUCCAGAUCCACGAUGUUUGAUGUCGGUGCAGUGAACAAACUUCAAGGGCUUGAAAAAUAUAGCGGCCCUGAAAACAUACGCAUAGAAUCCCCUACUUCGUCAGGAUUUCGGGUCGCUUGGGAUCUUCCAGAGAAAACUUCCUGUUAUGGCAGAGCUGAAAUUGUUUUGGUACUUCUUAGAAAGAAAGCCAACGAGGAAAUCAAACUCCAGACAUUUUAUGCUCCUGGAACAGCAAAAUUCUUCGAUAUACUUGGUCUGGAUGCUGUCACCGAAUACCUCAUUAAUUUCGAAUUGAAAAUGCCAAACGCCUCUAGUGUGCAGUCAACAGGUGUAUCAUUAAAAGUAAAAACACCUGCACCGGAUGCCGGCGACACUGGAAGCAGUACCGGAGUUAUUGUAGGAGUUACUCUUUCCAUGUUGGCGCUCAUUGUUAUUGUUGUGAUAAUAAUGGUGCUCCUGGUUCGACGGGGCUAUAUACACCCUGCUCAAAAGGCAGAGAGUGUAAGAAGAGCUGUCAGCAGAAAAGUUAGAAAAACAGUGUACGGGGAUCUAGAUGGUCCGAGACAAGGCGGUUCACGUUCACGAAAUGUAGCAUAUGACAAUCGACAGAGCGAAUUAUACAUCUAUGGUGGAAUGGACAUGGGAACGCCACAAAUUUGGCAUAUUAACAGAGAUGACGUCAUAUUUGAAACUUUAAUCAAAAGUGGUCAUUUUGCCAACAUAUAUAAAGCCAAACUUAAAACAGGAAGAGGUUCAGGGGAUGUUGUUGUAGCAAAAACUUUGAAAGAAAGGUUUACCUCUGAAGACGAGUUAUUAAUGAAGGCUAAGAUAAAUUUUGCUGGUACAAAACUGGAAAAACAUCCUAAUGUCCUAACGUUUAUUGGUGCUGUUGUACAUGAUGAUGCAAUGGGACCAUUUAUCAUUUUGGAAUACUGUGAGAAAGGAACAUUGAGGGAUUAUUUAGUUGAGCGUAAGAACAACAUUACCAUGGAUUUACAAGAAAAUCUAUUCAGAUUUGGUCUUGAUAUUGCAAAAGGAAUGGAAUAUCUUGCUGGAAAAGGGAUUGUACAUCGACGUUUGGCUGCUAGAAACAUUCUCGUGACAUGCCUGAAUGAGGUUAAAAUUGCUGGAUUUGGACCACAACCUUCGGAGGAAAAUGGUGGUGAUGCGGAGAAAGGGAAAAGGGAGCGCAUACCAAUCAAGUGGGUAGCACCAGAAUGCAUGGAAUCAACCCAUGACGCAACAGAGAAAAGCGAUGUUUGGUCUUAUGCUGUCGUGUUGUGGGAAAUAUUCUCUCUUGGUGACACGCCUUACACUGGAAAAGGAACUGACCUUCCGAAACGACUUAAGAGAGGAGAACGUUUGGCCAAACCGGAACAAUGUGAUGACACUUGGUAUGCGACCAUGAAGAAGUGUUGGUCCUACGAAGCUAGCAAGAGACCAACAUUUUUCGACAUUAGACAAGAACUAGAUAACCUUUUCGUGGCGGCACCUGGUGACGACUACUACUUUUACAAGAAAUAAUCAUGCUGUACAAGUGACAGAAGAAGAAGGCAGCUGUUUACUGGAUCAAUUACAGUUAAAUUAGCAAUUUUCUAAUGACUUUUGAAGAAUUCAUUUAAUGUUCAUUUUUUUGUUCUGGUAAUAUACCUGUUUUAAGGCGGGUGUCAAUAUUGUAUGGGCAUGUUCCAAAAAAAGUGAAAAAAAAAAAUAGACAGAUAAUUAAAUUUGACCAACACUAAUUUCAAUAAUUUCAACAAAUAUAUAACAGAACUCUUUAUAUAUUUAUAAUGUCAUGCAUCGCAUGGACAAGUGUUGAUGACAAUAUAACAUGUGAAGUUUAGAAUUUUCUUAUUAAGUAUUAUCAAAAGUAGUUUCCUUUUGACUGAACUUAAGCAGUUACUGAUUAUUUUAAGCAAAAUGGCAUUCAGCCAUAGGAAAUAAUAUCGUGAUAAACAAAUUUUUAUAGUUAUAUCAAAACAGACUUUUGUCUGGGACCAUAUGUAAGAAAUAUUAAUUGCAAAGGUAUACGUAUGAAUAUUUGUAGAAUUUGAAUAUCUGUCCAUAACUUAAGGAUUGAAUCCGGAAGAUAGGACAUAAUAGAAUACAAAGAAAUGAAAGAUUAUAUUUGCCAAUCAAGUAACUUAACUGAAGAAAUUGAAGAUGAAUAUCAUUUCAUUUUAGUUUUUCAUGUUAUCAAGAUAUUCGAAGAAGAUCUAUCAAGCGUAAUUUUACUAUAUUAGAUCUUCUAUGAUUCCUAACAAUCAGAAAAUAAAACUAGGAAAAUAUAUAGAUGUAGCCAAUAAAAAGAGACAAGAACUGUCACUACCAGUACAUAAUGCGCUUUUUAAUGUAAUUAGGUACAAAUUACUAUGCAUAUUUUUAAAACUAUACUUUGACGCCGUUGUAUUUGUACAUCCCUUUUUUGUUGUUGUUUUUUUAUUUCCUAGAACUCUUCAUUUCUAUGAAUGUUAUUGAUGUAGCGAUGAUCUUUUCUUUUUCACUUUAUUGCAAAUGUCUGAUUUCCGUUUGAAACAAAUUUUCUAGAGUGUCAUGAGUUAAACCUUUAAUAUCCUUCUUUUUAUCAUUUUUGUUUUCUUUGCUUUUGUCAUGUGACCACAGAAUUAUUGUAUUAAAUACUGUAUGUAAUGAGUUGUUGUAAAUGUAUAAGAUAACGAAAUAAACUAUUUCUUUUC
Messenger RNA from Ruditapes philippinarum (Manila clam), 5060 nucleotides. RefSeq lists its product as uncharacterized. Lineage: Eukaryota; Metazoa; Mollusca; Bivalvia; Venerida; Veneridae. The coding region runs from base 625 to 3888 and encodes 1087 amino acids. Gene Ontology annotation, cellular component: signaling receptor complex. Gene Ontology annotation, molecular function: ATP binding; transmembrane receptor protein tyrosine kinase activity; protein binding. The transcript is spliced from 29 exons. Gene Ontology annotation, biological process: cell surface receptor protein tyrosine kinase signaling pathway; multicellular organism development; protein phosphorylation. The record is from RefSeq and is a predicted model, not a curated record.